CCCCCCCACCGCUGGAUCUCAGAGGCCCCAUCAAUGGUUCACCAGCGGCUCCAUCAAUGGUUCACCAGCGGCACAUCUUUACGCAUCUAGCGCCAAAGGUCCAACAGGAAUACGUUAUGCCUGGCGCUCACCGGGGCGUUGGUUAGACCCAGGCCCGAGCCCACCAAACCAUGCCCGACGGGAGACCACCCUUCCCGGCCUACUUGUGGGGACGUCCCGCGCCUGGAGGUUUUUGCCCGACACCCACAAUCUCUGACCUGCCAUCAGGGUUUCGGGGAAGGCGAAGAAAUAUGGACUUAGUCUCUGGCAGUCCAGUUGCCAGACCCCACGGUGACUGAUCGAUAGGAGCUAGUGUGGCGCCCCAGGGGCUAGGCCCCCACCCAGGCCCCCCAAAGCACCAAUGGGGUCGGCCUCUAUGGGUGUGGCAGAUCCUCCCCGUCCUGGGCGCUCUAUCAGGGAGGCGUGGGGGUGUCCCUCCGCACACAGCGCCCCCCCUUCCCGCCCCGAUCUGUGGGUAAAGGACCCAGAUGGCCCGUCUGGCUAAAUGACCCAGAGCUUGUCUGCUGCUCAGCCUGCCCGCCAGCCCGCCCCCCUGGACUCCGUUUCCCCCGCGCCGAUACUCGGCCCGUGCCCCCGCCCCACGCCCCUCGCCCUGCGAGGGCUGGGGGAUGUUCGGUGGGUUCGGUCGAGUCACCCGGCGUGGUGAAUCGAGGCCCCAGGGGCAGCGUAGGGAACGAGCUGGUGUGGGCUUCGAUUCUACCCCCGCCCGAGUGUGUGCGUCUGCAUCCCGUCCGUCCGCCCGCAACGCCGCCCACCCCCUGGGUUUAUCCUUGCUGGCUCCCGGCUGACCCCCACCCCGCCUACCCUGCUCCCGGGGGAGUGAGGGUGGUUGGUUGGGAGGGGAAGCUAGUGGACUCCGGCGAGGUGAAACGUGCCAGGGUCAGUGGUGCCGGGGUUACGGGCUGUCUGGACCCCCCUUUCGAUGGUUGGUGCGUAUCCCAUGUUGGUUGUAGCAGGUCACAAAAGCUCCCGCGGCUGGCGCGUGUGGAGCUGUCCCCCCCCGAUGGGGCUCAAACAAUCAAUCCCCUUUUUGGGGUGGAAAAAGUGAACGUGAAUGGCUGUGGAAAAGCUCCCGCUGGCCAGAACAGCAAAAUGAAGGGGGGAUAGGGAGUGAGGUGGGACACCCCUUCCCCAACUCGAGUCGUGACAAGAGAGAGAGGUGUCGAACCGCUGACCGGGGCAACGAUGAAGGGGCGGUGGGGUGAAUUGUUUAACGGGACACCCCCUCUGGUUCCUUUGAAAAGGGGGGAAGGGAAUGAGGUGGACACCCCUCUCCCCCCUACUUGAGAAGUCGUAACAAAAGAAGGCUUGAACCGAAUGGAUCUCCGUAGGGCAUCGGCUUACACCUCCUGGUGCGGGGGGGUGUCCUUCCCCUUUAAGAAAUACGGGUCCACCAACGUCAUGACGCGGAAGUGGACGCCGCCUCCGGCCGUUUAUUAACCGCCGCACGUGGCGUGCGGGCCCCUUUCCCCCUCUGCAUUGGCUCUGGCACGGUCAUGGCUGAAUGUGCCCUAUGCUUCAACGUCUACAGCCGGCUUGCGCCUCACCUGACGGCCGUUCACAAGGUGGCCAACUCGGACGAGAAGCGGCUGCUUCUCGCGCUGGCCGCCGGCCGCGUGGACACGCGGAAGACACCGUGCCCGGUCCCGGGAUGUCGCCGGACGCCAGCCCGCCUAGAUAGGCACUUGAGGCAGCACGCGGAGCUCUCGACCUCGGGAAGGAAAGAGGCUAUGGGGAGGGCGAAACGCCGGAAAGUAGCUCGGGAGUUGCAGUGGCUGCGGUCCACCCAGCCUGCAAUCCCUGUCGUGUCCCAGCUAGCAUCGUCCUCCGAGGGGGAGCGGGACUCGGAGGACCCAGAGGCCGGCCGCCCGUGCGCCGACCGCGGCUGCAGGCGCGCCACCGAGCGCAUACAGGCUCAGCUCACGGACCUGGGGAAACAGGUUACCAAGAUGCGGUCCACCCUGCUCCAAAUCACACGCCUCUACCGGGAGCUAAGGAAGGGAGAAGGGGGGAGAAGGAGGAGGAAGAGGGCCAGGAGAACCAGGUCGCCUCCUGCACCACCGCCUCCCGGGCGAGGGACGGCCGGAGGUCCGACGCCCCCCGAGCCUCCGGAGGCUUUGGAGCCCACUGCCUACCCGUUCCCGGACCACGUCCCCGCGCUGAACCUUCUCUUGGGGGAGUUCGAAGGGUACCAACUGGGCAGCGAGCCCACCCCCCGCCUGCGGAACAACGUCACUUCGAAGCUGGGGAGAAUCAAAGCCUUCCUUGGUUACAUGGCCAGGGGCACUGCGGAGCCAGGGGACUUCCUCUUCCUCAACCAACCAGCCCGAAUCCGAGCGUGGGCCGCCCGGCUAGGUCAGACGCGCAUGGCCGAGUCCACCAGGCAGCACUACCUGAAGAACGUGGCUCAGUUCCUAGACUACCUCUCGGAGACGCCGCCGGCCGCCUGUCAGCUCUCCAGCACGGCUCUGGUUCUGAUUCGAAGGGAGGUCAGAGCCCUCAUCCGCGGCAUACGCCGGCGUGUCGUCGUGCACGAGGUAAGGACCAAGCAGGCGAAGGAAAGCCGACUGAUCCCCAAGGCCAGCCUGGUGCGCUGUCACCGGACCGCUGGGAGGAAAAUUCCCGCCCUGCUAGAUAGCCUCGAAUCCAACCCAAGCACUAGGCAACAGUGGCGCUUCUAUGGCUUUCUGACUGGCUAUCUAACCUCCAUCUCUGGGCACCGCUGUGGAGUCUUCCAGAAUCUCACAAUCCAGGAGGUUGAAGAGGCCUCCAGAAGCCCCGACGAGUCUGCUUAUGUCAUUAACAUUACCACUCACAAAACAAACAGAGCCUUUGGGGCGGCUCAGCUGUCCCUAAACAGGGAGGAAUACAGCUGGUUCCGCAGGUUUUUGGCGCUGCGGGCUGGUCUCCCCGGAGGGAGCCAGGCUACCUAUUUCUUUUUCACUUCCAGAGCCAGUCCUUGUCGGACCCUGAACAAGUACUUUCAGUCUGCUUGGCUCAGUAUGGGCCUUCCAGGCAAACCCACCUUUACUGACGUACGCACUGCGAUCGCGACUCAUGCAAAGAAUGCACACUCUUCAGAGGAUCGCCGCAAGGUGGCGCAAUUCAUGUGCCAUGACACUUCAACCUCAGAUAAGUUCUACGCACUUCACCUCGGACCUCUCCAAGCACGCGAGCGCCGCAGACUCUUUGAAAGGGCCCUGGUGGAGGAGGAGGAGGAUGGGGAGGCAGCGGGCACUGAAAGCCCCCCGCGGAAAGGGCGCAAGAGGACAGAGACUUCCGUCUCUCCCCUGGCGGCAAACUUCAUUAAACAAGGAGCUCUCAAAGUUACGGGCUUGAUCCGUAUGGAUUUCCAGGGGAACUCCAAACUGAGAAACAAAGUGAAACACCAACUUCUUUGCAGUAGUCUCGGCUCCUUGCUCAGGAAUAGGGAAGGCUUCUACCCAAUGAGUAAACUGAUCAAUUAUGACAAGGAUAAACCGGUUGCCUGA
Danio rerio (zebrafish) is the source of this 3551-nucleotide messenger RNA. The record is from RefSeq and is a predicted model, not a curated record. Lineage: Eukaryota; Metazoa; Chordata; Actinopteri; Cypriniformes; Danionidae.